Choloepus didactylus (southern two-toed sloth) is the source of this 3978-nucleotide messenger RNA. RefSeq names its product mastermind like domain containing 1 (gene MAMLD1). Gene Ontology annotation, cellular component: nuclear body. Lineage: Eukaryota; Metazoa; Chordata; Mammalia; Pilosa; Megalonychidae. Gene Ontology annotation, biological process: regulation of transcription by RNA polymerase II. The record is from RefSeq and is a predicted model, not a curated record. Bases 231 to 3041 code for a protein of 936 amino acids. The transcript is spliced from 7 exons.
CCUGGGCCGGGGCUGUGCGGGCGGCGGAGGGCGGCGCGGGUCUGCGCUCCCGGGCAGACCGCGGACAGCAGGCAGGGAGCCCGCGUUCCCGCAGGAGCCGCAGCUCUCCGUCUGCGCGGACCACCUGCCGCCGAGGGCCCAGGCCGCCCCUUCGCUGCGGCGCCUAGCCCUGUGUCUAGGUCGUUUUGGAAACGCCUUGGAGAGUCAAGAAUAAAUUUGCAGGUCAAACAAUGGAUGACUGGAAAAGUCGGCUUGUAAUCAAGAGCAUGCUUCCCCGUUUCGCCGUGGUGGGAAAUCGUCAGGAGCCCAGAAAGCUCCAGGAAUCGCCACAGAGAACUGUUAAGAGGAGACACAAAGCAAAUAAUUUCCAAUUUCAAGACAUGGCUGAAGGGGGUUACCCUAAUGAAAUCAAGAGGCCCUGUCUUGAAGACGUCACCCUUUCUAUGGGCCAAGGUGCCCAUCCCGGUGAGCUCUGUGCGGAGCUGCAGGUCCCCCCACUAGCAAUGAAUCCUGGCUCUGUGGCCAUGGGCAGAGCAGGCCCUUCGUUACUGCUUGAAAAUAAUUCUGUGAACGGCAGUGCUCUGGGCUCCCCGUUUGUGGUGUCACCAGCUGCAGAAAUGGGACAGAAAACUCCUGCUGGGCCUUACUAUGACAAAGUAAGCAACAUGGCAGCUGUUGACCAGGAGCUUCAAGAUCUGCUGGAGGAACUAACGAAGAUCCAAGAACCUUCUUCUAGUGAGCUAGAUCUUGAGAAGAUCCUGGGGAGCAAGCCUGAAGAACCACUGCUCUUAGACCAUCCCCAGGCAACCCUGGGCACAGCUCCCAAGCCUCCAGUCCAGAUGCCCCACUUGGAGAGCCUGGCUCCCAGCAAGGGCUUUGCUUCCACUUGCAGCCAAGUCAUGGGCACGUCGCUUCAAAUCCCGCCCUCCUCCGCAGGGAUCAACUAUGCACUUCCUUCAGCCAGUAAGCAGAUGGUCUCGCCCAGUUCUUUGACAGCACAGGCCAAGAACCAGGGCCCAGCCAUGCUCCCCGUGACAUUGCCCCCGCUGCCGGGGCCCCAGUGGCACCAUGCCCACCAACUGAAGGUGCUGGCGGCCAGCAAGCAGGGGUCUGCCACAAAGCAGCAAGGGCCCGCGCCCGGUUGGGCUGGCCUGCCCACUCCUGGUGUCUCCCCACCUUACUGCCCAGUGCCAUCGCCACAGCCCCUGCCACCGUUCAGCCCUCAGAGCGUCAUGGCUUCCUGCAUGUCAUCCAGCAGCUUGUCGGGGAGCAUCCUCCAAGACUCACCCAAUGCCUUACCCUCCAGCAUGGCUACCAGCAGCAACGCCGCCCUCGGACCCACCAUGCCCUAUGCUCCUGAGAAGCUCCCUCAGCCGCUGCCAUUCAGCCCUCAGAGCUCCAUCCUUGCCAACCUGAUGUCCUCUAGCAUCAAGACCCCUCAGGGACACCUGUUGUCUGCACCGCCUGCCAGCAACCCUGGGCCCUCCCCACCCUAUCGGCCAGAGCAGCUCUCCAGCCCAGGCUUGCCGCAGCAGUCCUUCACCCCCCAGUGCCCUCUGACCCGGGGCCUCACUCCCACCACCAACCCGCUAAGCCAGCAGCAGCAAGCCAAUGCCAUCUUUAAGCCCACGGCUGCCAACUCAUCCAAAACCCUGAGCAUGGUCGUGCAACAGGGACUGGCCAGCCCCAGCCUGGGAGCCUCGGAGCCGUUUACUUUUGGCAACACCAAGCCCUUGUCGCAUUUUGUUUCUGAGCCAGGCCCCCGGAAGAUGCCCCCCAUGCCUGCCACCUCUAGGCAGCCUUCCCUGCUCCACUACCUGCAGCAGCCACCGCCGUCACAGGCCCCCUCCGCCAUGGCCACUGCCACUGCCACCUUGCAGCAGCAGCCUGAACACUCAUCGUUGCUUCUGCAGCAGAUGAUGCAGCAGCCCCAGCGCUUUCCGUGGGCCGCGGCCUUGGACUCCAUGCCCUCCCUGCCCAGACAGGCCUGUUGCCAUCUGUUUGCAUGGACUUCUGCAGCUGGCUCGGUGGAGCGCCAGCCUCAGCCCUGGAACUCUUACACUAGCAGGCAAGACCCUCAGCCUGGAGACACAUCACCAGCUAACACUCAAGAGAAGCGGAUCUCAGGUCUUACGGCAAUGACCCCUGAGCGGGGGACUGACUACCUAGCCCAACAGGUGCGCCAAUUUCAAGCCGUCCAAGAACAAGUCACCUCCAAGUGUACCUGCACCAAGAUGAGCUCCCCGGCCAGCCAGCACGUGAUGGCACCCAGAGCUGGGCUCUUUCACAACAAUCUGAUUCCAAGGGUCAUCCCAGCCACCUGGCACCAGAGCCUGAUCUCACCCAACCCCCAGGUUCCCGUACCCACACACUCGGGCCAGACCCCCAUGGACAGCCUGGGCACCGUCUGCCAGUGUGCACAGAAUCCCAAGGCAGCCCCCUGGGUGGCGGCUGCAGCAGCAGCUGUGACCGCAGCGGUUUCGAGGGGGCCACCUCUGAGCCAAGUAGACAAUGGCAUUCAGCAGCAUUUUGAUAGCAACUCCAUCUUCACUAAGGCCCCGGGAGGCAGGCCUGGCCGGAACGUGGGCACCACCCUAGCCAACCCCCACUUCAGCCUGUUGGGCAUCCCCAAGUCCCUCCGGCAGGGCCUGGCCAGCUUUGGCCCCUUGAGUCCCAUCCAGGGCAUUGAGCCGCCAAGCCACGUGGCCCCUGCUGCGGCCACUGCCACCGCCGCCACCAUCACUGCCAGCCGAUCCCCGGGUCCGUUCGACAGAAUGGGCAACCCCCCUGAGCUGCUCCCCCUGAACAGUCUCAUUGCACCCCCUGACUGCAGUGAGGCGGGUGUCACUGACGCCCUUCAGAAGGGGGCCAGCGCGAGCCCCGAGGAAGACUGGGUGUGCAACCUGAGGCUGAUCAGUGACAUUUUGGAACAGCAUGCCGCUGCCCAAAAUGCCGCAGCCCAGAGUGCCGGCCAAGUCCCCCAGGGCACCCCCGGAAACCCCCAGGUUGACGUCACUCUCGACAGCAACAUGAAUCCAUAGCAAAUUCCCAAGGGACCCCAGCCCCUCCCCCCAGUUGUUUCUCAUUACAAUGUGAGUGGUCUCCGUCCAUGCCCACCCCUCUCUCUACCUGUGGCAAAACGAAAGCUGGUAAUUUUUCAAACUACCUGUACAUAUUUGAACAUUUUGUAAAUUGUUUUCCUAAACGUUAAUGACAGAAGUAUUUAUACUUCAUUUUGUGACUUUGUAAACAAAGUGACGGCAUAGCUUUCGUUUUGGUAUAGCUGUGUUUCUUAUACAUUGUUUUGUGUUUGUUAUACAUUGUUACAAAUAUGCAGACUGUUUUGUGAGCUCCAGUGAUACCUUGUGAAGCCAGAGGCUGAGUCGCUUUGGGUUCCGACCAAGAAACGUUGUGCAAACUGCCACACGCCAAACACAACCACCUGGCCGUUAGUUUCCCUUUUCGCUAAAAAGUCUAUUGCUUUGUGUGAGCCUUAAUCUCUUCUGCAAACCUUAAGAUCUCUGCUCGCUCUUUAUCUGAUGAGUAUGUUGCAGCAGAAGCUGUUUUAGCCUACGUGCCCCCUCAAAGGAAAGUUGCCAGGAAGCUGGAGAGCUCCUUAGAUUCAGGAGGCAGAGAGAACAACCUGAGUUUGCAGGGAGCAGGUGAGAUGUUCCUGGUUUCAGGCCUUUCAGAAUCUGUUUUGAUCUAAGACUCCACGGUUUGGGGGGAAAAGUCUGUAAACAUUGUUGAUUUGGGGUUUGUCUUUGAUGGCUUUUAUCUGCAAUUAUCAUCAUGUAUAUUUAAAUGUCUGUUGUGGAAAACCCACCCCCACUGUCCUGUAAAGUUUCCUGAGUGUCCAGACUUUGUGUAAUCAUAUUUUAAUGGCCACAUCACAGUUCAUUACAUUUGCAAUCCGGCUUUUGUUUCAAGCCAGUGUGUUUUUUCUUCAUUCUGUAAUAAACAGCCAGGAGAAAAGUG